Mytilinidion resinicola is the source of this 2793-nucleotide messenger RNA. RefSeq lists its product as uncharacterized. Bases 250 to 2640 code for a protein of 796 amino acids. Gene Ontology annotation, cellular component: Set1C/COMPASS complex. The transcript has 2 exons. NCBI's taxonomy places the organism in Eukaryota, Fungi, Ascomycota, Dothideomycetes, Mytilinidiales, Mytilinidiaceae. Gene Ontology annotation, biological process: positive regulation of DNA-templated transcription. The record is from RefSeq and is a predicted model, not a curated record.
CGAGUUGCAUGGCCGGCCAGUUCGAGUUACCCCACAUCGGAUGGAUUGAUCAGCGGUGAAGGAGCGGCUGGGCAAGAAAGAAGCGUCACAGCGUGGAGCGACCCGAGGACGGCGAGUCGAUCCAAGAAAUGGUCAAGACGCUCCAUCGCCGACUGCAACUCGCGGCCGCACCACCAUGCUCCCCCCAACGCCCGCUAGACGCCUCCUUGACUCGUAGCAUAGCCAGCGUCACGCUGCGAUCCGCCCGCCAUGAGCAACAUCUCUGCGCUCCUCAACCCUGAGCCAGCGCCGCAGAAGCCCUCGCCGUCAUCACACCCGCCCUCGCGCGUUGCCUCCAUGGACAGCUACACCCCGACCACCACCACCUUCGAGGCCGCAGACGCCCUGACUGCGCUCGCGACGGGCGCCAACAAUCCAUUGUAUGCUGGCGCGCAAGACUCGCAUCCUCCGGUCCCAUACCCCGACGCGCGGCGGCGGAGCAGCAUCUCGUCUCUGAUCGCCCCCGUCGAGCCCUCGCCACCCAUCGAACACGCUCAAGUAUACUCGCCGACGCUGGAUCAGUAUCAUCACAGCUCAAGAUCGCCCGACGAGCAAAGGUGGCCCUCGAUCACCUCAAGAACCUCGUCGACGAACGUCCUCGCGCCCAUACACUCCUUGAGCAGCAUCCUCAAUGAGCAGGUCAAAGCAGAGCCCGAGCAGGCAAGCCCAUCGUUCGGGCACGAUGUUUCGCAGAUCGUCCCGCCUCGGUCGAGUGAGGCCAGUGAGGAACGCGUGGUGGACGGGACACAAUAUCGCGAGCCCGGCUUUGUGCGCGACAAUCCAACCACCGCGCAAAUUCGCGAGCCCUCAUUCGGAAUCCAAGACUCUCCUCAUCCUAUUUCUACCGCAGUCCCUCUCACCUCGGACCUACACGACACACAACCUUCACCUCUACCUGCGAUAAAGCCCGAACCGAACGGCACACCACGAGAAGGCACACCACAUUCCCUUGUCCUUGAAAGAAGGGGUUCCGUUACUGACGCAUCCGUGGACACAGAAACUCUGAAGGCAAUUGAGGCUGUCAAGCAAAGUGAACUGGGACUCCGCGCAAAGAGUCGCGACACCGUCACUCCGACUAGGGACACGCUCAAGCCAGUUGCUGCUCCAUCAAAGAAGCGCCCAGCGCCCAAAUCGGCUACCACUAAGAAGGGCAUGGCAUCGAAGAAACCUGCGCCCAAGAAGCGCAAGCUAGACGCAGAGACUUCCAGCGCUGGUGGCACACCCAGCGUCCGACGAUCAGAAACACCCUCCUCCCGCACUUCGAAAGCUGCGCCGCUCAGUAAAUCGCAAGCGAGAAUAACGUCCCAAGCCGGCACUCCUGUUGGCAGCUCACCUGCGCCCGAUCGCUCCUCCCAAGCGCCCGUCUCCGAGGUCGAGGAUUCAGAGGGUACAAACGAAGACGACGACGCUAUCUUCUGCAUAUGUCGAAAACCGGAUAAUCACAGGUGGAUGAUUGCAUGUGAUGGUGGCUGCGAAGACUGGUUCCAUGGCUCUUGUGUCAACAUGCGCCAGGACGAUGAAAACUUGAUCGACAAAUACAUUUGCCCCAACUGCGAGACCACCGGGAAAUAUACCACAUGGAAACCCAUGUGCAGGAGGGACGGCUGUCGGCAACCUGCACGGCUAACCAAGGGCGCUGUGAGUAAAUACUGCUCCGACGAAUGCGGCGUGCUAUUCUUCAAAAAUGCCGUGGGCAGGCAAAGCAAGAGGAAAUCCGAGACUGGAACAACCGGGAGGCGUACCAAGAGGAAAACACACAAGGAUGCGGACGGAGAAGCGCAUAUGGAUGAUGAUGAGGAGGAGCCAUCACCGCGCGGCGGCGUUCUCAGAACUCGAGACCUCAAGGCUCUAGCACAGUCUUCGGAGGAUAUUGAGUCCUUCCGCAAGUUGGGUUCGGGAGUACUAUCGCCACCAGCCACAGCUUCCCCUACCAAAGCGUCCUUCUCAGAUUCACCCAAGCUACUAAAUGGAGUCAACCAUGCCGACACAAACAGGACUAUGUCGGCGCCAUCGAUACUUCUCAAUCGCGCCGAAACCGAGCAUCUCUCGGCGCUCAGUGUUGAGAAAAUUGGGCUGCAAUCCCGUCUGUCUCUUCUCAAAGACCGCGAAAAGUUUGUUUCCCUCACCCGCGAGCACGCCGUCCGAUACGCCGAGCGUGAAGGACUCAAGCCUAAGGAAGUGUGCGGGUAUGACCGCCGUCUUGCGUGGAGCGAGACCGAAUUCGCUGGUUGGCGUGCUUCCAAAAUCGGUAAAGCGUCCCUCAAGCACAACACACUGGAGCCCGCGGACGACGACGUGGCAGCCGAGUCCGGCGCGGAAGAAGAGAGCGUCGCAGAGAAAGAGGCCGGUGACGAUGUGGACAACUCCGCGCUGUGCACGAAGAAACGGUGCGCUCGUCACGCAAAUUGGCAGAAGAUCAACCUGCAGGACGCUCGUCUUGAAGAAGUGGAAGUGUUUGAGAGCAUUAAGCGUGUUGAGCAGGAAGAGAAGGAGGUGCGUGAAAGGGCCAUGCUUCGAGCGAGAGCAGAUGCGGCGGCAAAGAAGAUCGAUGCCGUCCAUGGACGUAGGGCUGAAGGCUGGGUGGAGAGAGUAGGGGCAUAGGAUAAUAGGCUUUUGGUACACCGUACGACGAUAUCAGUUCUCGCGAUUUCGAUUAUCUUGCAUCAGCAGUGUGGGCAAAACAGGAGGUUCUUAUCUCUUUGGUCGACUUACGGGAUAACCAAUGGUGUCAAUCAAAUUUCAUGGUAUCGAUAU